Messenger RNA from Lymnaea stagnalis (great pond snail), 9475 nucleotides. NCBI's taxonomy places the organism in Eukaryota, Metazoa, Mollusca, Gastropoda, Lymnaeidae. The record is from the annotation of a GenBank genome assembly.
UUGCCAGAAAUUUGUCCGCCAUCAAAUAGUGGCUGUGCCCAUUUGGUUGGAUAUAAGGCUGUAUAUCGCAUGGGUCUUGCUGUGACAUCUUUCUACUUCCUACUUAUGCUUUUAACAAUGUGUGUACCCUCUAGUAACCAUUGGCGAGCCAGUAUUCAGAAUGGGUAAUUUGAUAAGUUUAUUUCUAAAAUUAAUUUUAUUAAUGAGGGAAAACUCACUUUUUAGAUUUAGAAAAUACAGAUUGUGAACAAAUUGUGUGCUUCCAAUUAUUAAGACGAUGAUAUCAGGAUUUAAAUGCAAAGCAAUGUUAAUUAUUAACUGACUUAGGACUUUGAAGGUAUUGCUUUCCUUUUAGAGUCUGUCUAAUGGCUGUGAAAUCAAGGGUGGUGGGUGGUGUGGCUGUGGAAUCAAGGGUGGUGUGGCUGUAGAAUCAAGGGUGAUGGGUGGUGUGGCUGUGGAAUCGAGGGUGUUGUUUGGUGUGGCUGUGGAAUCGAGGGUGGUGUGGCUGUGGAAUCAAGGGUGUUGUUUGGUGUGGCUGUGGAAUCAAGGGUGGUGUGGCUGUGGAAUCAAGGAUGGUGGGUGGUGUGUCUGUGGAAUCAAGGGUGUUGUUUGGUGUGGCUGUGGAAUCAAGGGUUUCUGGGUGCUGUGGCUGUGGAAUCAAGGGUGUUGUUUGGUGUGGCUGUGGAAUCAAGGGUGCUGAGUGGUGUGGCUGUGGAUCAAGGGUGCUGGGUGGUGUCUAAAGUUAUUAAAGCAAUACUGAUGAUUCUACAUAAUGGGAGUAGCCCCCCUUCAUCCACCCACCCAUUCCCAUUACAACUCCCCCAUCAUUCCUCUUUUAUUUUUUUCUGUAGGUAAAUGUUUUGAUAAAAAUAUACCUAGUAAUUUUCCAUGAUAUUCAGUUAUAAAAUAACACUCAGAAUUAUAUGGAUUAUAGUGUGUGGCCUUUCUAAUUUGCCUUUAUUUACACACAUUUUUUGUAUCAGUUGUAAACAACUUUCCAAUGGACCAGUUCUACUCUAAUCAUAUACACUCAUGUCAUAAAACAGAUACUGGCUGUUCAAGUUUAUUGUUCUCAGUGGAUUCUGUGUGGCAACAUUUUUUGUGCCUAAUGACUUUAACAUAUGUAAGUAAUUCUAUAACUUUCAAAUCUCCCUUUUCUGUGUGGGAUAAUAGUCAAAUUAUAAUGUGACACAAUGACUCAUAGGUUAAAUUAAUACAUCAUGAUAUUUAAAUAAAAAAAGGUCAGAUCGUUAUUGAGACUGCUCAUGUAUGUAAUCUAAAAAUAAGGCAUGUAAUAACAUUAAUUCUUGUUUCUUUUUUAUUAUUAUUAUUAUUGUUUUUCCCUCACACGUGACGGUGACCAAGGCUUUGACUUAAGCAAUAGCCUUGACCUGAGCUGUACUUUGUUAAAAGUGAAGACCACUUUUUUUCUUCUCUUCUACAGAUUGGAUGUAUGUGGGUAUGGUGGGUGGGUCCAUGUUCAUCAUAUUACAACUGAUUUUGUUAGUGGAUUUCACUCAUGCUUGGCAUGCAUCAUGGUAAUACUGACAACAAUUUCUUAUAUUGUUAAAUCUGUACCGUUGUGCUGAUUAUAAUAAAUACGACUGAAAUAAGACUUGUAGAGUCAUUAGAAACAAUUUUUUAAAAGCUCCAAUAAAGGAUGUUAAGCUCAGGGUAACAAAUUUCCUCCAGCAAAAACAUGGGAUUUAAUAUAAUAAAAUAAAAAAAUACUUUACAAGAAAUGAGAUAAAACUGAAGUCAUAAGAGUUUAAAAAGAAUUUAGUUAGCACGGUAGAAUAAGACCAUACUGUUAUUGAGCUCUCAUAUUAUUGUGAACUGAUUAAUUUUGGAUUCUCUGCGUGUAUCAUUUUAGGGUUGGAAGAAGACAAGGACAAAGAAACAAAUGUGGUAUAUUUGGUAAGUUUUGACUUUUAUUAAUUCUUAUUAAGAAGAAAGUUCCUAUGUUACAAAGUUAUUAAAUAUUCACUAUAAGUUGUAUGUGUUUUGAAUGAGCUUUGUAUGUGUAAAAAAUAUGAAAUAUUGUGUAAUAUUAAUAUUGAGAUCUUCUAAACCAAGGGGUCUCCAAACUACGGCCCGCGGGCCGCUCUCAUGCGGCCCACGGAGACCUUUUUGUCUACGGAAAAAUUUACGGAAAUUUACGUGUAGCCUGCCAAAAUCAGACAGAGUAUUUAAGUUAAGAAAGUAAAUAGGUGACAUCCUGGAAAGUAAAGGCAAGCCACAGCCAUUAGUGUCUGAUGAAGAGUGGGUUUGGAAAAUGGUCUUUGCUGCAGACAUAACUAGUCAUUUAAAUUUUCUGAACCUAAAACUACAAGGAGAGGAAAAUCUAGUUUCUGAUCUAUAAAACCCUCCUAAAGGCCUUCAGAUCCAAAUUCGUCUUUUUUUUUGGAACAAGUACAGGCCAACAACUUGACACACUGUCAGCAGUGCAAGGUCUCCACGUCAUUUAUGUAUGCGAAAUCAUCAAAGACCUCCAGCUGCAGUUUCAGCAGCGGUUUUCUGACUUGGGUUCAAAGGCAGAAGAAGUGAGACUGUUUCAAAACCCAUUUGAAGCAGAUGUGGCCAGUCGCCCAGAUGAACUGCACCUGGAAGUCAUUGAGUUGCAAGCAAAUGACCUCCUUGGGGACAAGUUAAAAGAAGGACCGGUGGGUUUUCGCCCAAAGGUAGACUUUCCUAAUUUCAAAACUUUUGCAUCAAUGUUAAUUUUUUAAACUUUGGAACAACAUGCCUGUGUGAACAAAUAUUUUCAAGAACGAAAUAUGUGAAGAACAAUUUGAGAACAAAUUUGUCCGAUGAUAAUCUCAGGUCACUGUUGAUGUUAGGGACAUCAAAUCUAAAUCCAGAAAUGUCUGCUAAUCACUGCCAUUUUGGCAUCCAGGAAUCAAUUUCACCAUUCCCACUAAUACAGGUGUUAAUGUUGUAGUGUAUCAAUGUGUUAUUAAAUAAUAACUGAAUGAAAUAGUAAUACAUAAAUAAUUAAAAACAACAUUCAUGUUUUGAUUCUUUUUUAUUUGGACCUCGAGUGUGCAGUCGGUCCCCGAACUGCUGUUUGAUAGUUAAUGCGGCCCUCGGGCUGAAAAGUUUGGAGACCCCUGUUCUUAACCAUUUCAUCUUUACGUUUGCCUUGCAUUUGAACAGAACUUUAGGUUUAAAAAAUAAUUUAUUUUCUGUUCCAUAAUACUGAAGUGUUUUUCAAUAAAAUAGUAACGCCAGGCAUAAAAAUGUGAUGCAUAAUUCAAAAAUAUAUUUCAAAACAAAGACUUCUAAAAAAAGGUUAAUAAAACUCAGGUUUUAAUAUGUUGAUGAGAGAUAACUAGUAACUGGUAAUUUCAUCUCUUUAGGAGUAACUUCAUCAGGAUAGUUUAUUCAAGUUUAUCUAGUUUCUCUUCUUAAAGUGGUUUAUCAAAUAUCAUUUAUGCAUGUUAAAAUGUAUCACUGGAAGCCAAAAUAAGCCCUUUAUUAAGUUGAUUGUCAUUUGAUUACAACAGGGACCGUUGUGGUUUCAUUGCUGCUGUUUUCACUGGCUGUUGUCGGGACAAUCUUUUUGUUUAUUCAUUAUGGAACUGAAGGAUGCACCACAAACCACAUUUUUCUGGGCAUCAAUAUAGGAUUGUGUUUUCUGCUGACUUUUCUUACAGUGUUGCCUUACACUAAAAAGAGUGAGUUGUGGUUAUGCAUUUUAUAUUUAAAAUAACAGUGAAUUAUAGAAGAAUUAUAGACGAAACUAGCAAGUUUUAUUAAGUUUUUAAAACUGGAUUUUGUUGUAACAUUAACUGGUUGACUACCAUAAUCCACUGGAAGCACCAAACGUUCCUUUUAUCAUUGCCAUUAGCCGCUGUGAGCGUCACAAUUUGUUUCAUAGUAUAGCUAGUGAUAUAUUUAUAUUCUUACUUUCUUUUUAACUUAUUUUAAUUUAAUGAUGGGAAGACAAAAGGGACAGUCAGAAUGUAAAACAAAGAAUGUAUUUUGUCAUAUUUAUCAUAUUUUGAGGAUAGUUAGCUGGUAUUUUUUCAUGGCAACUAGGGCUAAGGUUAACAAAAGCCUACAUAAUGAAAAUGUGUUGGAGAUCUGUUUAUUUCAUUGCUGUUUUGUAUAAAUUUGGAAACCUCUAGCCUUUUCUAAUUUGGUGCAGUAAAUGUGAUUACAUAACUAAUAAAGUCUAAAUAGUAAUUAAAUAUUUUGUAAAUUCAAAACUUGAAAGUUAGUUAGCACAUUUUUAUAAUUUUUGAAUGCUUUAACUUGAAAAUAAUAAUUUAACAAUAUUAACAAAAAUGUGUUUUGAAUUUAUCAUAAAGAAAAUUUAUUUAUCUACAAAAUGGUAUUUUACACAUAAAAUAUGUUAAUAAUUUUUAAAAUGGCAACUGAAUUUGUACAUACACCUGCAUGUUUGAAAAUGUGGCCUACAUUUAAUUCAGCCACAUACAGCUUUUUCAAACUUUUUCUAUUAUUAUGAAAAUCCAUUUUAUUGAAGUUGUUUGUAAGUUAAACUUGAUAGAUUUCAGAUAAAUUUAAAUGUCUGUUAAACCAUUGGUCCAUAAUUUAAUGAUUGAAUGAAGUAUUCAACAAAUAUUGUAAACUUAUUUUUAUAAGCUAUUUAAAAUUCUGCAAGAAUACUUUUUUUUUUUAAAGGAAAUCCAAAUACUGGGUUACUUCAGGCAUCAGUUAUAUGUCUCUAUGUUGUUUACCUGACAUGGUCCGGACUGACAAGUGAACCAGUAGAAAAGAGUAUGUAUGUCUUUAUUCAUACAUAUUUAACAUAUCUCUAUGAAUUCCUUCUUUUGUUAGUAUUUUUUUUUUAAUUGCUUAAAACAUAAUUAUCCUGGUACCUUAAUUUCAUAUUAUCAUAAUAAAGUGUCUGUGCUUUGUUUUGUAGAGAAAGUAUGGCAUCUAAAAUUGUACUACUUUAUGAUUCUGUGAAAAUUUCUUUGUAGUUCAAAGUUUGCUGGACACAUUCAAGACCGGAAAACUUGCGUUGACUUCUAACGUUGCUGGUUCUUCUCUGGCUACCCAAAAGGCUGUGAGUACCCCUGCUCAAAUUAUUGAAGAAGAAAAGUUCAAUUAUACAUACAAGUGUCGACCUGAUCCUGCCUUCCCUGAAAGUGAUCGAAUAGCUGCUUAUGCUGGCCUUGUAAUUAUGUUUGGGAUGGCAGUCUAUGGGAGGUAAUAGCAAAGAUAGUUACCACCAUUUUAAUAUUAAUUUUUUUUGUAUGUGUUUGGUGUACUCUAAAAGAGAAAUGGGAUAAUAUAGAUCUGACUGUAACUGCCUGAGCUACGGGUCUUUUGACGAACAAUGCAUGCAAAUUUUAGUCUUAAAACGUGGUGCACCUGGGUGGCCCAGCGAUCUAAACUGUCUCAAACCAAAAAGCUGGUGGUCUGGAGUUCAAUCCCCACCAAAGCCAACAUUCCAAGCACCCCGGGUGGAUGGGACUCGUUAGCUUUGAUCAGCAACUCAUCUAAGAGAAGGCAAACUCUGAAUUUAAACCAGGAGCCAGAAUGAUCAACAAAUUGAUCGUGGGCCCCUCAAAUAUAAGAAGGAGAAAAAGAAAUGAUAUAGAGUCUACUAAAAUAUUUACUAAAAUUUUAAUUUUUAUGUUUUUAAAAAAAAUUUUUGUCAUCAUUAUAUUUUAAAGAUUAUGUUUGCCAUUUCUUGGUAUUUCAGUUCAUUACAAAAAGAAAAAUGACCUUUCUUUGUCUUUAUAUAUCAGACAGGGAUAUUGAGAAAGAAACAAUAUUAACCUUAAAAAUAAGUAUUUGUAAAAAUUUUGAGGACACAGAAUACAAAAUAAAACUUGUGGGAUUUUUGAAGUUACACAAACUUUCCUUCCUUUAUUUUAGUGUGCGCACAUCCCAUGAAGCUCACAAGUUGGGUGUCAGAACUGUAAGUUGGGAUAUUGUACUAACUAAAUAUUUACUCAACUGACUUCAUUCAAGAUACUUUUUAAAAAAUUGCUGCACUAAAUAAUCGAUAUUACCAUCUGCAUCAGAGUGAAUUUUGCUAGCAGCAUGACUUUGCUAGCAGCAUGACUUCUCAAAUAUUUUAUUAUUACUGCAAUGAAAUUACAUACAUUUUGAUAAGUCAUGUGCCUUUUGUUAAGUCAGUUACAUUUUGUGAUCGUGGCUAUCAUUAGAUUUAUCAUUAACAACACGUCUUUAACGAUUUGUCAUUAAUGACAUGUUUUUAAUGAUUUGUCAUUAGCAACAUGUCUUCAACGAUUUGUCAUUGGCAACAUGACUUUAACAGUUUGUCAUAAGUGACAUGUCUUUAACAGUUUGUCACUAGUGAAAUGUCUUUAACAGUUUUUCAUAAGUGACAUGUCUUUAACUAUAAUAAAAUGAGUAAAACAGAGUAGGGUUAAACCUGAAAAAAUAAAAGCAACAAAACAGCCAACAUGUCGGCAGAAAGCCUUCGUCAGCGAACAAUACAACAGAAAAAACGGUAUAAAAAUAAAAAUAAGAAAUAGCACUUAGCUGGUAAGUAGUAUCUGUGGGCAGCAAUAGAAGUGUGGCAGAAGGAAAAUGAGUGAGAGUUUAAAUAUGCAGCGUCGAAAAAAAGGGGGAGAAAAAAGUUCACUGUGAUAGGUCAGAACGUGGAGGGGCGGAGCUAGGGUCACUCUCUGAUGACGAAAGGUCGCUACUUUCUAAGGGUCUCAAAUUUAUUCCUCUGAAACCAUCUUGCGACCGAUAUCAACUUCUUUCGGAUUCCCACCGCUACUUUCGUUCCUUGAGGCUUCAGUUUCACUUCGGUGGGAAAAGUACCGACCUCCCCGAAGACGAGAUUUUUCCAUUUCAUAGGGAACGCAAAUCUACUUGGACACCACCUUCUAAUCAAUCUAAAGCUUUAGACUUAUAUAUAAAGAGCACGGAACAUGACAUCAAGAACCUCUCUUUACCUCCACUCCGGAAAUCCAAUCUUUCUAAAAGAGAAUCACUCGCACUCUCUAAGCUGCGCAGUCGGAAAGAUAUCGUCAUCAAACCAGCUGAUAAGGGGGGAGCUGUUGUGGUGUGGGACAGAGAUCUGUACAUCAAGGAGGCUCAUAGGCAACUAGAAGACAGCCAGUUCUACCAACCGAGGACCAACAACCCUAUCACCAAACAUAACGACAUGGUGAAAGGGACUAUCAAGAAAAUGAUUGCAGAAUCAGCGCUCCCCAAAUCGGCCUCUGCCCUACACAUCUUCGAUAGUGACCUCGGUAAGCCAUGCUUCUACCUACUUCCCAAAAUUCAUAAGUAUGGUAACCCUGGCAGACCCAUUGUCUCAGCAUGCUCUUGCCCCACCGAACAUAUCUCGGAAUUCCUUGAUGGAGUUUUUCAACCCAUCGUUGCCUCACUGCCUACUUACAUUAAGGACACCAACCAUGCUCUUCAAACCUUUGAAUCCAUCAUAAUCCCUCCUGAAAAGAAACAUCAUCUAUUUCUUCUUGAUGUAUGUUCUCUAUACACUUCCAUCCCCCACACUGACGGUCUCUUAGCUCUCAAAUUCUUUCUCGAGACCAGACCCCACCCAUCUAUACCCACCAACACCCUCCUCAGAUUGGCUGAACUAGUCCUCACCCUCAAUUCGUUUGAGUUUGGUGGCCAAUUCUUCGGCCAAAUCAGUGUGAGUUUGGUGGCCAAUUCUUCGGCCAAAUCAGUAGUGUUGCUAUGGGGACUAAAAUGGGACCCAGCUAUGCUUGCUUGUUCAUGGGGCAUUUCAAACACAUGGUCGAAAGCAGCUAUACUGGACACCUCCCUGAAUUCUAUAAGAGGUACAUAGAUGAUGGUAUAGGGGUCACCACUAUGGAGAGGAGUGAACUUGACCUGUUCAUUAACUUUGUAGGCUCCUUUCACCCCUCCAUUAAAUUCACAUCUCUUAUCUCUGAGACCUCAGUCAAUUUCUUAGACGUUACAGUCACUCUUCACAAAGACACCCUACUCACCUCUGCUUACUUUAAGCCCACUGACAGCCACGGCUAUCUACUCUACUCUUCAUCCCACCCUAAAUCCUGUAAGGACUCUAUUCCUUUCUCUCAAUUACUUUGUCUUCAUCAACUUUGUUGGUCGGAUGAGGACUUUUGGGACAAGGCACUUGAAAUGAUAGACUUUUUCCUGUGUAGGUCUUACCCGGAGACAGUACUUUCAUCAGCCCUCCAAAGGGUUAAGAAUAUUACACGUGCUGAUGCCUUCAGGCCACGUCUGAGCGACAAUGUUGACAGGACAAAACUCCUUUUAACUUAUCACCCUCACAAUCUGAUUGCUAAACAUGUUUUCCUUAAACAUCGAUCUAUACUACUCGCAGACACCGACACACGAGAAAAAAUCUGAGAGACCUCCUUGUAUGCAGUCGUAUCAAUGCUCCCCCCUCCCUUUUUGGGAACAAGCCGUGUGGACGCGGUCGUUGCAACACGUGCCCUUUUGUCGUCCAGACUCAACACAUACGUUUCCCCAAGGGCAGUUUUCAGAUACGCGACGGUUUCCUAUGUACAAGCCGCAACGUUAUCUACGCCAUUGUCUGCACCCGGUGUCAGAUGACAUACAUAGGGGAGACUGGACGCCGUCACUCAGACAGGUGUACUGAACACCUCCGAAACAUUACACAAGAUAAACAGUGUCCCGUCUCCAAACACUUCAAUAGUAGCGACCACCAGGGCAAGGCGGACUUUUCAAUAAGUGCGAGUGUGGCUAGCACGAACACCGCCAGCCGGGUCAAUUUGGAACACAGACUUAUCCUGACUUACGGCACUUUGACGCCAGAUGGGAUUAAUGUUAUGUCUCUGUUCACCGCUUGACCCUAGCUCCGCCCCUCCACGUUCUGACCUAUCACAGUGAACUUUUUUCUCCCCCUUUUUUUCGCCGCUGCAUAUUUAAACUCUCACUCAUUUUCCUUCUGCCAUACUUCUAUUGCUGCCCACAGAUACUACUAACUAGCUAAGUGCUAUUUCUUAUUUUUAUUUUUAUACAGUUUUUUCUUUUGUAUUGUUCGCUGACGAAGGCUUUCUGCCGACACGUUCGCUGUUUUGUUGCGUUUAUUUUUUCAGGUUUAACCCUACUCUGUUUUACUCAUUUUAUUUUGUACUAACCUGAUUGCAGUCUCUCCCCUUAUUACCUCUUUAACCAUAAGUAACAUCUGAUGCUCUUCAUUCACAGGAGGGAAAAUCAUGUUUUUGUUGCUUGCUCACAAAAAGUAAGUUUCAUUGGCUAUAAAACAUUACCCUAUGACAAUAUAUCUGUAAACAAUGCAAUAUUUAUUCCAGUAAAUUUACUUGAAUAUAAAUCAAUUUACCAGCAAUUUCAUAUUACAUGUAAUAAUAAUAUUUCAAUGUGACAUUGCCCCCCAGGAGACAACCCAUCUCUCCAUGGCGGUCAGAAGGUCAUACAGAAUGAAGCACAGGGUGUGAUCUACUCGUAUUCUUUUUUUCAUUUUGUAUUUUGCCUGGCUGCUCUCUACAUGAUGAUGCAACUAACCAACUGGUACAUGUAA